AUGUCAGCGCUCGCCACGGAUACGCCACUGUCGUCAACCGCCGUUGCCGAGGAAGUGACGACCGCUCUCAUAUCCGCCGUCACCAGGGACACGCGACUGGACGUCAAUCCCAUCGCGGUGAUCCUGGCGGUCUCCGUGAUCUGCAUCCUGUCGCCCGUCACUAUCACCGGCAACUCGAUCAUCUUAGCCGCUUUCUACAGAUACAAGAGGCUCAGAACUGCGUCCAACUAUCUCCUGGUCUCGCUGGCCAUCAGCGAUUUCGGCGUCGGCGUGUUCAUGCCGUUCGGGAUGCAGCUGGAGCUCUCGGGUCUACCGGAAAACGGCGUUUCCACCCUGUGUAUCAUGCCAUACUGCAUCAUCAUCGCGCUCUGCAGCGUGAGCGUCCUGGUGACCGUGGCCAUCGCGGUGGACCGUCUGACUUCGCUUGCGCAGCCGCUGAGAUACAGAAACAUCAUCACCCACAGCAGCAUAGAAAAGUACAUCGCGGUCUUUUGGAUAUACGCGAUCGCCGUCGGCCUCUCACCCCUCAUUCACGCACAAAUCAUCGGAAGGACGCAGUCGUACAAGUAA
Messenger RNA from Pseudomyrmex gracilis, 570 nucleotides. Its product is annotated as adenosine receptor A2b-like. Gene Ontology annotation, cellular component: dendrite; membrane. Lineage: Eukaryota; Metazoa; Arthropoda; Insecta; Hymenoptera; Formicidae. The transcript has 2 exons. The record is from RefSeq and is a predicted model, not a curated record. Gene Ontology annotation, molecular function: G protein-coupled serotonin receptor activity; neurotransmitter receptor activity. Gene Ontology annotation, biological process: chemical synaptic transmission; G protein-coupled receptor signaling pathway, coupled to cyclic nucleotide second messenger. Bases 1 to 570 code for a protein of 189 amino acids.